Cyclocybe aegerita is the source of this 1515-nucleotide messenger RNA. NCBI's taxonomy places the organism in Eukaryota, Fungi, Basidiomycota, Agaricomycetes, Agaricales, Hemipholiotaceae. The record is from the annotation of a GenBank genome assembly.
AUGCUACAUCUUCUCAUCGUAGCCGCGAACUACGCUCCUCAGUACUCAGCGUUACUCACUAUUCUCGUCCAGUGGGCAUGCGAUAGGAGUUGUGAAGAGGCCAUGACAAGCCAGCCUAACGUCGGAGUUGCGCUAGCACAGCCACGUAAUGCAUCUCGCCCCAUAACUGCGAUGUCCCGAGAUCACCACAUGCAGCAAGACGAGGCCCUCCCGCCAUACUUUCUACGCGUCGCUCCUGUCCUAUUCCAUCGCCGGUAUCUUAGCUUUUCCAAUCGAGCAACGAUCCUGGUGACGGAGAACGGGUUGAUUGUCAGCGUUGAAGAUGCGCGCACACUUGUUGGCACUGCAUACAUUUUUAAAGAUAUAUUCGAAGAAUACGCCUUUCAUCCGGAGCCACCAGUCGCGCCACAGCCUCGCGUUCAGCCUGCUCGUGCAAACAAAUCCAAGCCUCGAUCUCAGAAGAAAAAGAAAGGAAAGGGCAAGGCGAAAGCAAAUAAUCAGUCAGCUUCAGAGACUGAAUCAGAGACCGAGUCUUCUUCUGAGGAAGACGAUCAACUUAUGGAUUCAGAUUGGAAAGAAGGAGCUGAAGAUGGCGAAGGAAGAAAACAGACACGGGAGGACGACGACGCACCUCCGAGCACCGCAUUCGAGAUUCCACUCAACACUGUCCUUGAGUGCUUGAAUAUUUUUGGGACUGUUGGGGCAAGCGCGACCAAUGUUUCGUCUGGCGGUGGAUCUGGAGGACGGGAAGGAGGAGCAGGCCGGGGACAGGGACGCGGAUGGCGUCGCGAUCAUAAUCAUGACGACAACAAUGAUUCUGACGCAGAACGGGGAGGACGGAGGGAGGGAAGAGGCAUCGAAGCAUAUUUCACCGGAGCAGGCUCAGAGAAGAAGACUGGGAUGCGCUUGUCGUACGCCGGCUCCGGGUAUCCUCUGACUAUGAUUAUAGCAGAAGAUGCGUCAGGCCCGACGACGACAUGCGAGGUUACAACCUUCGAACCCGAGCCCCAGUUUGAACUCGAUUUUGACAGUUCGUCUACAAUGCUCAAAAUUAUCCUGAAAUCAUCUUGGCUCCGAGACGCGCUGUCGGAGCUUGACCCAUCCUGCGAGAAACUUACCUUCAUAGGAAACCCUCCUACCACCCCAGAACCUCAGAACGCAGCCGCAGAAAACUCACGGCAAAAACAACCUCAACGUCGCGUUCCGCCUCCGCGGCCAAUGCUCCGCAUACAAGCGACAGGAACCUUCGGUAGCACUGAGAUGGAUUACCCCAAUGAUCGAGAGGUGCUGGAGACUUUCGAGUGUGUACAGACAGUCAGCUUCAGCUAUCGGUUUGCACACAUCUCGCGGACAUUACGUGCACUGCAGAGCUCUACGAAGACAUCCUUGAGGAUAGAUGAGAAUGGUCUUCUGAGUUUACAGUUCUUAAUGCCGACACCGAGACCAAGGAACAUAGGCGGGACAACAGAUGCCUUUGUGGAGCUUAGGUGUUCUGCGUUGGAAGAAGAUUUCUGA